Daucus carota subsp. sativus is the source of this 1623-nucleotide messenger RNA. RefSeq names its product cyanidin 3-O-galactoside 2''-O-xylosyltransferase FGGT1. The record is from RefSeq and is a predicted model, not a curated record. Gene Ontology annotation, molecular function: UDP-glycosyltransferase activity. Lineage: Eukaryota; Viridiplantae; Streptophyta; Magnoliopsida; Apiales; Apiaceae. The coding region runs from base 162 to 1535 and encodes 457 amino acids. The transcript has a single exon.
UUUUCAGGUGAUUAUAUUUAACAUUUUUGCAUAAAAUAGGUACAAUUUUACAACAUAUACAGUAUGAGUGACACAUUGUUAAAAUGAUCAUUGUUCAUUUUGGGUUUCAGGUUUUCUUCUAAGAGACUGUAAGAUCCUCUCUGGAUGUUAAUAUAAGAAAAAUGAGUGACAAAAAGUUUCACAUUGCCAUGUACCCAUGGUUUGCCAUGGGCCAUCUUACUUCUUUUCUUCACCUUUCAAACAAAUUUGCAGAGAGAGGUCACAAAAUUCUCUUCUUUGUACCUUGUAAAACACUGGAUAAAUUGAAGCAAUUCAAUCUUCACCCAGAUUUAAUCACUUUCAUUCCAGUCACUGUCCCUCAUGUCGAAGGACUUCCUCCUGGUGCUGAAACAACUGCUGAUAUCACGUAUCCGAUGCAGCCUUAUCUCAUGACUGCCAUGGAUAUGACACAACCAACUGUUGAGGCCUCUCUUAAAGAACUCAUGCCACAUUUUGUGUUCUUUGAUUUCACGCAUUGGUUGCCAUCUGUGGCGCGGCCUUUAGGCAUUAAGACCAUUCAUUAUUGCACUAUAAGCUCUGCAGCUACAGGAUACCUGAUAAGAGAAAAGGGUAGUUUUAAGAAUAUACAGUUCACAGAAGCUGAUCUGAUGGAACCUCCUCCAGGUUUUCCUUCUUCGUCAAUGAUAAAGCUCUUUGCACAUGAAGCUCGGCAAUUGAGUGGUGCAGGUGUGAAAAAAUAUGGCAAAAACAUAUCAUUCUCUGAACGUGUUUUUACCGCGUUUACUGAAUGUGAUGCCAUUGCUUUCAAAACUUGUAGAGAACUGGAAGGUCCAUACUGUGACUAUGUAGAGAAUCAUUUCAAGAGGCCUAUUCUACUUGCAGGACCAGUAGUGCCAGAGCAGCCAGCUUCAAAAUUAGAUGAAAAAUGGGCUAAUUGGCUGGACGCACAGCAGCCAAAUUCAGUAAUUUUCUGCGCGUUUGGAAGUGAGUGUAUCCUUCCAAGUGAUCGGUUUCAAGAACUACUGUUAGGAUUUGAGCUUACAAGUCUUCCCUUUUUGGCUGCUUUAAGGCCGCCAUUUGGCAUUGAGAGCAUAGAAGCAGCAUUGCCUGAAGGUUUUAACAAGAGAACUCAAGAAAGAGGUAUAGUUCACGGAGGAUGGAUUCAGCAACAACUAAUACUGGCACAUCCUUCAGUGGGGUGCUUUGUUACUCACUGUGGAUACGGGUCCUUGUCUGAGAGCUUAGUUAACAAAUGCCAAUUAGUUCUACUACCAAGUGUUGGCGAUCAAUUUAUCAAUGCAAGGAUGAUGGGCAGGGAUUUGAAAGUGGGAGUGGAGGUUGAAAUAGGAGAAAAUGGUGUUCUUACAAAAACAAGCAUCUGCAAGGCUAUACAAUCUGUGAUGGAUGUUGAUAGUGAGGUUGGGAAGGAGGUAAGAGAAAAUCACAGUAAGUUCAGAGAGCUAUUGUUAGGAAGAGGCUUUGAGGAUUCUUAUAUUGAUGGCUUUGUGGAAAAGAUGCAAGGUUUUCUGCAGUGAACUUGUUCUGAUAAUUGAGCUUUAAUAAAUUCUUACACUUGCCAAAUUUUCACUUUUCCAUGAAAUACUUAGAGUUCAAUUUUCCUCA